CCAAGCCCAAGACUGAUUGUGAGAACAACCAGUGUUUCUCUGGUUAGUCGACAAAUAACAAAGACAGGAACCAUGGAGCAUUCGAGAGCUGGAACCGAGAGACCACUGUUUUCCUAGAUUCGGGGACUGACAUGAGCCGAUUCCAGAAACCGUGGAACAGUGGAAAAAUUUGAACCUGUAAGACAAUGCUCCAACCAGGGAUGUCUCUGGUUUCCCGGACUUCGGCCAACUGUUUUCCCGUCCCUUUGCUAUCCCCGCCAUUUCGUCAUGUUGACAAUAUUGAAUUGGAAAAUGACAGCAUUGUAAACGAAUUUUUAAAUUUUUGGCGUAAUUCAAGUUGUCAACGUAUUGGAUUUUUAAUUGGAAAAUAUGAACAAUUUAGUGAAGUUCCAUUGGGGAUUAAAGCUGUUGUUUGUGCUAUUUAUGAACCUCUACAAAAUUCAAAUGAAAAUUCUGUUGGAUUUGAAAUUAAUGAAAAUGGGGAAGAAAAUGGUGUGGAGGAAAAGAAGAAUUUAAAUGUUAAAGUUGAUCAACUUUGUUCUUGGUUGGGAAUGAAACGUGUUGGUUGGAUUUUUACUGAUCUUUGUAGUGAAUCGAGGACGUUGGGGACUGUUAAAUGUAUUAGAAAUGAGGUUUUUCUUUUAAUAAAUAAAUAUCUGUAGGGGUUUUGGCGGGCUGUUUCUCCCAUUUCAUUAGACUUUUCUUAUUGCUCGCAUUUUUAAGAAAAAUUAUUGUUAACUUACCCAAGGAGGCAUUGGCGGGUCGUGAUAAGAGAAAACAGCCCAGUCUUAGG
Messenger RNA from Meloidogyne enterolobii, 793 nucleotides. Lineage: Eukaryota; Metazoa; Nematoda; Chromadorea; Rhabditida; Meloidogynidae. The record is from the annotation of a GenBank genome assembly.